UGAUAACACCUUCCGACUGGUUGCCUGUAUGAUUUUCACUUAGCAGCAUUAUCCAUCUACACUAACAUAUGAGCGUCACCCAACAAUGAAUAUUUUAGACCUGAAUUACGAUGUCCUGCUCCACAUCGUGGAGUACCUGACACUGGAUGAGCAAUUAGUGCUGUGGCAGGCCAGCCAGCCAACAUCCACGUUGAAUGUGGCUCUGUACCGCACCUGGCAGCUGCCAAAAAAACGGGAGUUGUGCGGCCCUUGCUUCGAGGGAAAACAAAAUGCUGUGCUGGACGCCUUUCUGGGCGCAGUGAGUGGCACACUCAGGCAGCUGACACUCCGAUGCGUGCCAAAGGAUCAGCUUGCCAUUUGGCAGAAGCACAGAUUUCCCAAAAUGCGAAUUCUCAUCUAUGACGAAGACGACAGUGGUCCCGUCGAUGAAUCGCAAAUAAAGCUCCUAACCGAAUUCUUUCCGUUGCUGGAAGCGGUCACAGUGAAUUGCCGUCGCAUGAGCCGGCACCUGAGCAACUGGAAGAACCUCAGCUAUCUGGACCUUCGGCAAUGCUGGAACAUAAGCCCCGAAGCCAUGGAGCACGUCCUUGGGAAUCUUCGACUGCGUGUGCUAAAAAUUGCCGUGUACCAAUUGCCUUUUCCGAGCAUAGAAAACAGUCUGCAGGAACUGGAAGAACUGGAAUUUGGUAUUGUCAGCGAAAUAAUUCCCGGUCUCAGCAGUCUACCAAAGCUGCGAAAAUUUACUUACAAUGCCUUCUUCACGGAUCCUUGGAUAAUUAUUGACAAUAUUGGUGACCGUCGAAUUUUGUCUGAAACUACGAAUGUCCUGACAUUCUACUUUAUGUCCCAGCGCGCGUGGGUAUAUUUUCAGAAAGUUCUCAAUCUAACUAUCGUUGGUGUGGGGCACAAAGAGCACGCCUCAUUGCACAUUUACAGAAAUUUCAAGCGCUUUCGUUGCCUGCAACAAUUGCAUUUGCAUAGUUUGAACCUCUGGACGAAUGCCGAUCAACUGUGGGAAAUGGUGGAUGACUGCCCAAAGCUCAAGACUUUAAUUGUCACUAAACCGAUGCUAAGUUUUACAUUUUUCAAUUUGAAUCAAACAAAAAUGCGACAGGUUCUACGUCGCCGUGCGGAUCCCCUGCUGCUGGUUUUCGAUCAAGUCAGUUGUAAGCAGUUGAUUAAGCAGUUCUUUCGACAUCCCAAUUUAAGUGUUAUAUUUCAAGCUGUAGACUGUACACAUCUGCGUGAUCAUAUGUUCGUGAUGGAGUUGUUACCUUUGAAUACCACGACUAAAUAAAGUCCACAAUUACACUGUAUGACAAAAUAAAUGAAUGUACUUCAUGAACUUAGCUGGUAGAACCUGACGAGUAGAUCAUUUACUCAUACCUAGAAUUUGCAUUAG
Messenger RNA from Drosophila obscura, 1402 nucleotides. RefSeq lists its product as uncharacterized. NCBI's taxonomy places the organism in Eukaryota, Metazoa, Arthropoda, Insecta, Diptera, Drosophilidae. The transcript is spliced from 3 exons. The record is from RefSeq and is a predicted model, not a curated record. Bases 86 to 1297 code for a protein of 403 amino acids.